UGAUUUUGCAUUUCCGGGAGGAAGACUGUUUUGUUUGAAAACAGUCUUCCUUCCUGUCAGCUCGAGCACACUGCUCGGGAUGGAUGUGCACAGCACAGCCAUCCCAAGCAGUGUCCUUACAGUAAAGCACACCCCCCGCCCCCUAGUAAAAUACUCCCAGCACAUAAUUAACCCUUUGAUCCCCCCUCACAUUAACCCAUUCUUGCCCAGUGCCAUUAGUACAGUGUCUGUGCUUUUUUUUUUUUAGCACUAAUCACUGUAUUGGUGUCACUGGGGAUGUCAGUGACACCAAGUUAGUUCCCCCCCAGGGUCAGAAUGUCCUGCAAACUCGCUAAAA
Staurois parvus is the source of this 337-nucleotide messenger RNA. Lineage: Eukaryota; Metazoa; Chordata; Amphibia; Anura; Ranidae. The record is from the annotation of a GenBank genome assembly.